Messenger RNA from Colossoma macropomum (tambaqui), 683 nucleotides. RefSeq names its product ATPase inhibitor B, mitochondrial-like. The transcript is spliced from 3 exons. The coding region runs from base 145 to 474 and encodes 109 amino acids. Gene Ontology annotation, molecular function: ATPase inhibitor activity. Lineage: Eukaryota; Metazoa; Chordata; Actinopteri; Characiformes; Serrasalmidae. Gene Ontology annotation, biological process: negative regulation of ATP-dependent activity. The record is from RefSeq and is a predicted model, not a curated record. Gene Ontology annotation, cellular component: mitochondrion.
UUGUGUGAGAGACUUGAAUGGGCUCCCCCUCAGCGCGCGCUGAUGGUCGCUCCCUGUUUGUGUGCGUUAAUGUAAGCAGAAGCGUGAGUGUGUGAGAGAGUGUUUGAGUGUGUGAGUGAGAGGGAGCGUGUUUGGCAGGCAACAAUGAGAAUUUGGAGACUUUUAAAACCAAACCUGAGGAAUUUCUUUGCCACACAGAUCAGGAUGUCGUCUGAUCAGCUUGGAGAGCUGGGUAGAGGAGUGGGGAAGGGAGGAGGAGGAGGCGGCGCAGUGAGGGAGGCAGGAGGAGCUUUUGGGAGGAGAGAGGCAGCUGAGGAGGAGAUGUAUUUCAAGAGGAAAGAGCAGGAACAGUUGGCCGCUCUGAGAAAACACCAUGAGGAAGAGAUUGAUCAUCAUAAGAGAGAGAUUCAGCGUCUCCAGCAAGAGAUCAUCCGUCACGAGGGCAGAAUCCGCAAACUCAGACUUGACGACUGACGACUGGGUUCAUCAUCAGAUCUUCCAGCCUUGACGACCCUCCCCGUUUUUUUUUGUUUGUGUGAUUAGUUGUUCACAUUUGGUUGGACUGAAUUAAAAGAGGGGUACUGAUUAACCAGGAUAUUGAUACUUCUUUCUACAAACUGCUCACAUCUUUUUUUCUUUUUUACACUGUCACUGAAUGGCGUUCUGGCCACGCCCUCUAUGCA